GAUACUUUUAUAUUUAAGUGAAGAAACACGAGAAGCUGGUUAAGAAUAUUUUUCGACAAACUAUCAAGUUUUUUCAAUAUUUUUUUCAGAUUUUUCACCACUGUAAUGUGGCAUUUGAUAGCACUUUUUUUCAUAGCAGUGAUCAUUUGGCAUGUUGUUUACUGCAAUUUUUCCUCCAAGGGGUGGAACAUUAAUAAAUUUCCGGGCCCGACAUACAUCCCGCUGGUUGGAUCCAUGUUAGUUUUUGGGGAUAUGCAAAAUUUUUUUGAUCAUAAGAAGAUGAGGUUUCCGCAAGGAACGAGCCGAAUCUGGUUGGGCUUCACACCGAUAAUUAUAACGACGGAUUGUGACGUGAUUCAGGAAAUAUUGACGUCACCGGCGUGUUUUGACCUUGCUGACGAAGUAUUUACCCCUUUACAACACACCGUCACGGAGGAGUCUAUCAUUAUAUCGUCAAAUAAAGAUGACAAGUGGAAGAAUCAGAGGAAAAUAUUAUCUCCCGGAUUAAGUGCGAGCAUGCAUCCCGAAUUUCUCACCGCGUUCCACACCCACCUCCCAAACUUGAUGGAAGUGCUGGAGGAGAAGUGCAAAAUUGGAGGAGAGUUCAAUCCAGACAAUCUUUUUGGCAAGUUUGCCAUGGGUGUGGCGUUCGAGACAAUCCUCGACUGCAGCGUUCCCUUAAACUUUUUUCAGCACGAUCUUGCCCUUCAGUACGAAAUGUUUGUAAAUGGGACAUAUGCCGCUUUUCAACCCGCACUCCAACCGAAAUUUCAAAUCCCUUUAAUGUGGAAGUUUUUCGGAUAUGGGUCCGAGGUCCAGAAACUUUUCGACUUUAUGGAAAUAUAUUUCCCAAAAAUGUUUCUCAAAGAGAAGAUGUCCGAGUGGAAAGGAUACGAAAAAAAUGGCGCACUUCCGAAGAGGAUGAAGUAUGCGAACCUCCUGUAUAAAAAAUGGACAGAGGAGAAACUUGUGACUUGUCAAUUGAGCACGAUUCUGGCUGCGACCGUCGAUUCCACCGAUUCGGUCUUGUGUGUAGCUCUGAUUCAUCUCGCAAAGUUUAAAGAGGUUCAGACGAACGCGUAUUUGGAGGCGAGACGCGUGAUUGGCCAAGAUUACGAUAACGCCUUAAGCAUUGCGGAUAUCGAUAAGCUGAAAUAUAUCGACAUGGUUAUCAAAGAAUCGAUGAGGCGAAUCACACCAACACCAGUGAUCGCGAGGAAGGUCGGGAAGGACCUAAAUUUGGGAAAUGGGCUCAUGAUUCCAAAAAAUACGACCGUUUUCAUCCCACUCCAUUUACUGCAUCACAAUCCAGAACACUAUCCCGACCCGGAUGCCUUCAUUCCGGAGAGAUUUCUACCCGAACAUGUGGAACAGCGACACCACUACGCAUACCAACCGUUCAGUAGUGGACCAAGGAACUGUAUUGGAAAAAAGUAUGCCAUGAUGGAGCUAAAGUUUGUUUUGGCGAAAUUACUCUACAAAUUCGAGGUGACUUCCACCAUGAAAAAUAUGGACGACUUAAACCUCGAGUACACUCCGUUCACCAAGAUUCGUGGCGACUUCAGGGUUGGAUUACGGGAACGACGCCACACUUAAGUAAAAUUCGCACCAUAAAUAUUUGCUAUGGAUAAGAAAAAUUUAACGAAUAUUGUAAAAUUAUGCUUAAACGAGAUGAAUAAAUUGUCGGAAUUAA
This is a messenger RNA of Folsomia candida, 1693 nucleotides long. Its product is annotated as probable cytochrome P450 313a4. Lineage: Eukaryota; Metazoa; Arthropoda; Collembola; Entomobryomorpha; Isotomidae. The transcript has 11 exons. Bases 106 to 1596 code for a protein of 496 amino acids. Gene Ontology annotation, molecular function: heme binding; oxidoreductase activity, acting on paired donors, with incorporation or reduction of molecular oxygen; monooxygenase activity. The record is from RefSeq and is a predicted model, not a curated record.